Messenger RNA from Paramormyrops kingsleyae, 2749 nucleotides. Its product is annotated as kinesin-like protein KIF20A. NCBI's taxonomy places the organism in Eukaryota, Metazoa, Chordata, Actinopteri, Osteoglossiformes, Mormyridae. The record is from RefSeq and is a predicted model, not a curated record. Gene Ontology annotation, biological process: microtubule-based movement; mitotic spindle assembly; spindle elongation. Gene Ontology annotation, cellular component: spindle microtubule; nucleus; mitotic spindle. Gene Ontology annotation, molecular function: plus-end-directed microtubule motor activity; microtubule binding; ATP binding.
ACGAUUACUAGUACUAGCUUCGUCUAGUACUGUGCCUACUUUGCCCAGGUCAUUAGCGAAAGAGAUUGCAGUUUAGGUUGGUAUUUAUUUUUUACAAUAAUAAAGAAAAGAAAAACCAAGAAAGGGCAAGCAACCAUAUAGCUGCAGAACAGAGUGACUGCCAAACGUAGAUGUUAACUACGGCUAUCUAUUUUCUAAACAAACCAUGUCCAUGUUGAUCGACCUGACGGACGAAUGCACGGUUCUCGUCCAUCCCGACAUGGAUGCCAUGCAGUCCACCUGCAAUGGACUCCACCCCGGCAACCCGCACGACGGCAUGCUUUCGGAGCUGUCCACUAUCUCCUCUAUUGUCUCAGCUCAGAGUGACACGGGUAGUAAUACUGAACACCAGCAGCUGAAGGUGUAUUUAAGGGUCCGACCCUUUUCCCAAGAAGAGCUUGCCUGCGAUGAAGACAAAGGAUGCAUAGUGCUGGCCGAUUCCGAAUCUGUUAAACUGCAAGCUCCGAAAGGGUCUGCGACUAUGAAGAGCAGUGAGAAGGGCAUUGGACGGUCUGUGCAUAAAUUCUCCUUUUCCCAGAUCUUUGGGUCUGGCACCAGUCAGGCAACCUUCUUUGAAAACACUAUAAAAAGUCAAGUGCUGGAUUAUUUGGAGGGGAAAAAUGCUCUCAUCUUCACCUAUGGGGUGACAAAUGCAGGGAAAACCUAUACAAUCCAAGGCUCCCCAAAAGACCCCGGAAUCCUGCCUCGUGCACUGGAUGUCAUCUUUGACUACAUUAAGGGCAAGCAGUAUGAUCAAAUGGACCUGAAACCUUAUCUCAGCUGUGAUGUCCAGUACCUGGGUCCAGACCAAGUGAAGCAGGAAAGAAAUGUGAAAGCAGCAGUCUUUUCCUUGCUCAAGGAGGAAAACGAUCAACAUUCAAAGAGUUCCUCUAGUUCCUCAACGUCUUUCACGUCCAGCAUCUCUUUUUCCUCAGUUUCAUAUGACCAAACAGUGGACUCGACAGAUGCUGUGGUCGAUAAGGACAGGCACCAGUUUGCAGUGUGGGUUGCCUUCUAUGAGAUCUACAACGAGUUUGUGUAUGAUCUCCUGGAGUCCCUCCCAUGUGUUAAGGCCAAAAAACGCAGUGCUCUGAGGGUCUGUGAGGACAGUGUGGGGAACUCGUAUGUCCGAGAUUUAAAGUGGAUUAAUGUCCAUAGCUCCGAGGAAGCGUGGAGGGUUCUGAAAAUUGGUAACCGGAACCGAAGUGCUGCUUCAACAAAGUUGAAUCAGUCAUCUAGUAGAAGCCACAGCAUAUUUGCCAUCAAACUCCUCAGAAUCACAGGAACUGAAGUUUCGAGGGUGACAGAGCUGUCCCUCUGCGAUUUGGCUGGCUCUGAGAGAUGCACCAAGACCAAGACUUUCGGAGAGCGUCUCAAAGAAGCAGGGAAUAUCAACAACUCGUUGCUCAUCCUGGGGAAGUGUAUAGCAGCACUACGCAACAACCAGAGCGACAGAAUAAAGGGUGGCUAUGUCCCUUUUCGCGAGAGCAAACUGACCAGGCUGUUCCAGUCCAUCUUCUGCGGGAAAGGCCGGGCCUGCAUGAUCGUCAACAUCAAUCAGUGCGCCUCCACCUAUGAUGAGACCCUUCAUGUCAUGAAGUUCUCUGCGGUGGCCAAGCAGGUUGUCCAGAUCGUACCCCCAAAGUCCCUGGAGUGUAUUGCUCCAAAACUAGUGGGUCCACAUGGGAAAGCACUUCUGAGGAAUGGGAUCAUAGAUGAAGAGGCACUGGACAGCUACCUUUCAGAGGAUGAGCUCCUGGAUGAUGAAGAUGAAGGAGAUAUGUCCAUCCUCCCUCAAGAGGAUCUCUUGGGCAUCAUUGAGAACCUUAAAGAGAAGCUGCUUGCAGAACGUCGCAGGAACCUGGUGCAGGAGAUCGAGAUCCGUAAGGAGAUGGGUGACGCCAUGCUGCAGCAGUUGAUGGAGAGUGAGGAGCUGCAGAGCCGUAAAAUGGCAGAGCUGAAGGAGAGCUAUCAGGAGAAGCUGGAGAACACCUUCGAGCUGUACAAGGAUGCUCUGAAGGAGCACGCCUACCAGUGUGCUCUGGAGCGUGUUGAGGAAGAGUACAUACCGGUGGAUGAGUUCAUCGCCGAGCAGGAGAAGGUUGAGGAACUGAAGGUGAAGCUGUCUGAAGCAGAGCAGAGACUCCGGAGUCUCUUGCGGACCCCUUCGGCUGCCCUCAGUUCAGAUCAGGCGUGCCAGUGCUCCCUAGAGGCUGAGGACAGAGCUGCAGCCGAGAAGAAAUAUGAGGAAAUGUACCAGGCAAAAUGUGCAGUUGAAGAGCUCUGUGGCACCAAAGAUGAGGUGAUUACAUCUUUGGAAAAGCAGAUUCAGGACUUGGCAGAGACCAUCCAGGAAGCUGGGGAAAGCUUUAUGGAGAAAGAAGCUGAGCUUGAGAAGCUUCAGAAGAUGCUUUCUGAGAGGGACCGUGAGAUCGACGGGCUGCGGAGGGACCUGGCCGAGCAGGACAGGAGGGUGUCCCUCCUGUCAGAGGAGCAGGCCCUGCGUUCUAAGGAGUCCCCAACCAAAAGGAAAACCAGAAAGGGUCUCUUGGCCAACCUCAAGGAAUCGGUCACGUCUCCCAGAAAAGGAGCACUUGGACGGACUAUGAAGUCCGUUAAAGCCACACCUGUAACACUCAAGAAGAAGCCCUUCCUUUAAGCACUCAGCAUGUUUUUAGUUGUAUUUUUAAAUAAAUUAUUUUUAAAACCA